CAACAAAGUGCUUGGUUGAAACCAUACAUUGAGUUGAACACUGAAAUGCGGAAAGAGGCGGCAAAUGCUUUUGAAAUAGCAUUAUUCAAACUAAUGAAUAAUGCCGUCUUUGGAAAAACCAUGGAGAACAUGCGGAAGCGUACCCAUAUUGAGCUAAUCUCCAGUUCCAAACGUCUAAGCAAGCUCGUAAACCAACCAACCUUCAACGACUGUAUCAAAUACGGUGAAAGGUUGUGCGCUGUCAUAAUGGACACAAAGAUUGUCAAGUUUAUCAAACCAAUAUACGUCGGUUUAGCAGUGCUUGACAUUAGCAAGACGCUAAUGUACAAGUACUUCUACGACGUAUUGAAACCACAUUAUGGCAACGCAAUCGAAUUGGUUUACAUGGAUACUGACUCCUUCAUAUACCUGCUCAGAGUAGGCGACUUCUACCAGGAUUUAGCUGGUAGCCCCGAUUUACUGGUGCACGUGGACGCAUCUAGCCUGCCCAAGGAUCACCCUUGCNACACGUGGACGCAUCAAGCCUGCCUAAGGAUCACCCUUGCUACUCCAACGAUAGAAAUAAGAUGCCCGGCUUGUUUUCAGACGAGACCGGUAGCCUCGCCCUCUUUGAGAUCGCUGCACUUCGAUCAAAGUGCUACGCAUAUGACAUGGAAGGCAGCGAACUCAUAA
Messenger RNA from Daktulosphaira vitifoliae (grape phylloxera), 672 nucleotides. RefSeq lists its product as uncharacterized. NCBI's taxonomy places the organism in Eukaryota, Metazoa, Arthropoda, Insecta, Hemiptera, Phylloxeridae. The record is from RefSeq and is a predicted model, not a curated record. The transcript has 3 exons. The coding region runs from base 46 to 672 and encodes 208 amino acids.